AUGUUGACAAUCACUAACAUUACUUGGCUGGACCUACUAUACCUUACGGCCCUUACUGGUGUCGGAGUCUAUCUGGUAAAGCAGGUGAUCAUCAAAAAGAAUCCUGCACCAUAUCCACCUGGUCCCCGGGGGCGGCCUCUCAUUGGCAACAUUUUAGAUAUGCCUGGCAUCAAGCCCUGGCUCACAUUUACUGAGUGGGGUCAGAAGUAUGGUAAUAUCACGCAUAUCGAGGUGUUGGGUCGGCAUAUCAUUGUACUAAACUCUGUCAAGACAGCAAUGGAAAUGAUGGACGGUAAAAGUACUUUGUACUCUGACCGUCCUAUUCUUCCUAUGGCUGGCGAACUUGUUGGCUGGAAGGACUCUUUGCCUUUUCUCCCAUACGGUGACCGUUUUCGCCGGUACCGCAGGAAUUUCCAUCGCGUCAUCGGCAGUCGCGCCGCAGUGGGCGUAUACAACGAGAUCGAGGAGGUUGAAACUCGUCGAUUCCUGAAGCGUGUGCUUGCGAAACCCGACCAACUGGAAGAGCAUGUCCGACAUACUGCUGGCGCGAUCAUUUUGCGCAUUUCUCAUGGUUACGAAGUGAAAGAGAACAAUGAUCCCUUCGUUGACCUUGCAAACCGCGCUCUAGCCAAUGUAUCGCAGGCCACAGCUCCCGGUGCCUUUAUGGUUGAUAUUUUACCAUCCUUGGUAAAGGUCCCUGCGUGGUUCCCUGGUGCUGGCUUCAAGCGCAUAGCACGUAAAUGGCGUGAGACCCUCGAAGAGAUGGUGUCUGCACCCCACAAGUCCGUGAAGGAUCAGAUGGCUGAUGGCGCCGCCUCCAUGUCUUUCACCUCGAAUCUCCUAGAAGGCCGUGAUAUGUCUGCGGAAGAGGAUCACGCUGUGAAAUGGUCUGCUUUUUCCCUAUACAGCGGUGGUUCUGACACGACUGUUUCUGCAAUAUAUUCGCUUUUUCUAGCUAUGACACUUUUUCCUGAUGUGCAGAAGAAAGCUCAGGCUGAAAUCGAUGCGGUUGUCGGUCCUGACCGUCUUCCCACCUUCACCGACCGAGACUCCCUCCCCUAUACCGAUGCACUUGUCAAAGAAGUCCUCCGCUGGAACGUUGUCACCCCUACAGGUUUCCCCCACUGUGUGACUGAGGACGAUAUCCAUGACGGGUACUAUAUUCCAAAAGGCUCCUUAGUAAUGCCUAACAUUUGGUUCAUGCUCAACGAUCCACGGACAUAUGCUAACCCCUCGCAAUUCAACCCUGAACGCUUCUUGGCUAAAGAUGGAAAAGAACCCGAGAUGGAGCCUCGCACAGUCUGCUUCGGAUUCGGUAGACGUAUUUGCCCAGGCCUCCACCUCGCUGACGCCUCCAUCUGGAUAUCCACUGCAAUGUCACUGGCCGUAUUUGACAUCUCAAAGGUUGUCGAGCGUGGCGUUGAGAUCACACCUGAGGUUGAUUCAUUACCAGGUUCAGCGAGCCACCCCAAGCCCUUUAAGUGCUCUAUCAAGCCUCGCUGUGCAACUGCCCUUGAGCUCAUUGAACAAGACGUUAACUACUAA
Molecule: messenger RNA, 1545 nt
Organism: Suillus subaureus
Lineage: Eukaryota; Fungi; Basidiomycota; Agaricomycetes; Boletales; Suillaceae
Product: cytochrome P450
Exons: 11
Coding region: 1-1545 (514 amino acids)
Molecular function (GO): heme binding; monooxygenase activity; oxidoreductase activity, acting on paired donors, with incorporation or reduction of molecular oxygen
Source: RefSeq, a predicted model, not a curated record